GCAUCGCUGUGGCACUUGAGCUCAGACAGCGGACUGUCUACCGAGGAGAAGUAAAUGAUUGGAGACGGUCGAAAGUAGGAGGAGCGGAAAGUGUUAGUCCAAUCCCGUCUCCAGUAAGCCUCUGAAACGCUUUCCCUUCCCUCCUGGAAACAGUGAAAACCGCACUUGGAUCUGCGGACGCAGAUGUCAUGUGAAAAUCCGCAUGCUCCUCUGUUUUAAAAAAAGAAAAAAAGAAAAGAAAAAACUGUCGACUGCUGCUAUCGAACGAGAAACGCUCCUCGCUCUCUGGAAUGGUUCUACACUGAAAAAAGUGACUCCUAGACGCUGACAAAGCUAAACUUUUUUUCCGCCGAGGAUCUUGUUUUAAACGUAUAGGUUUGAAUCUUCAUGCCUGCGUUCAGAAGCGCGUCGCCACCACCACCAUGCGAGCCCAAAUCGAAGUCAUACCAUGCAAGAUCUGCGGGGACAAGUCAUCAGGAAUCCACUACGGAGUCAUCACAUGUGAAGGCUGCAAGGGGUUCUUCCGAAGGAGCCAACAGAACAAUGCCUCCUACUCCUGCCCACGGCAGAGGAAUUGUUUAAUCGACAGGACCAACAGAAAUCGAUGUCAACACUGCCGCCUGCAGAAGUGUCUCGCCCUUGGAAUGUCUAGAGAUGCGGUGAAGUUUGGGCGCAUGUCUAAGAAGCAGAGGGACAGCCUGUACGCGGAGGUGCAGAAGCACCAGCAGAGGCUGCAGGAGCAGAGGCAGCAGCAGACGGGGGAGGCCGAGGCCCUGGCCCGGGUCUACAGCAGCAGCCUCACCAACGGCCUCAGCAACCUCAACACCGAGAUCGGGGGCACCUACGCCAACGGCCACGUCAUCGACCUGCCCAAGCCGCCGCCCGGCAACGGCUUCUACGGCGUGGACUCCACCCAGCCCUCGCCCGACCAGUCCGGCCUGGACAUGGCGGGCCUGAAGCAGAUCAAGCAGGAGCCCAUCUACGACCUCACCCCCGUGCCAAACCUCUUCGCCUACAACUCAUACCCGGACGGACAGCUGGCGCCCGGCGUCACCAUGACUGAGCUCGAUCGAAUCGCGCAGAACAUCAUCAAGUCCCACCUGGAGACGUGUCAGUACACAGCCGAGGAGCUGCAGCAGCUAGCCUGGCAGACGCACACGUAUGAGGAGGUCAAGAUGUACCAGAGCAAGACGCGGGAUAUGCUUUGGCAGCAGUGUGCCAUUCAGAUCACACACGCAAUACAGUACGUGGUCGAGUUCGCCAAACGCAUCACCGGCUUCAUGGAGCUCUGUCAAAACGACCAGAUCCUCCUCCUCAAAUCAGGUUGCCUGGAGGUCGUCUUGGUGCGAAUGUGUCGGGCAUUCAACCCCCUGAACAAUACGGUCCUGUUUGAGGGGAAGUACGGAGGCAUGCAGAUGUUCAAGGCCCUAGGCUGCGAUGACCUGGUCAGCGCGGUCUUUGAUUUCGCCAAGAGCCUGUGUUCCCUGGCGCUGACCGAGGAGGAGAUCGCCCUGUUCUCCGCCGCCGUCCUCAUCUCAACAGACCGUCCCUGGCUGAUGGAGCCCCGUAAAGUGCAGAAACUUCAGGAGAAGAUCUACUUCGCCCUGCAGCACGUGAUGCAGAAGAACCACCUGGACGAGGACGCACUGGCCAAACUGAUCGGCAGGAUCCCCACGCUAUCCGCCCUUUGUACGCUGCACGCAGAGGAGCUCCGGACCUUCCAGCAGCUGCACCCCGAAACCGUCAACAUGCUCUUCCCCCCGCUGUACAAAGAGCUGUUCAACCCAGACUCUUCCAACGGGCCCAAGUGACUGCUGGCGGGGGGGCAGGGGGGAGAGACGUGGCUCGCCCCCAACUGUCCACGACCGGACGCUGACUGUCUGUGACUGCACCCUGACUGUCUGUGACCGGACGCUGACUGGGUCUGUGAAUUGACUUUGACUCUCUGUGAACGGACGCUCUCUGUCUGUGAACAGACCCUGACUGUCUGUGACCGGACGCUGACUGUCUGUGAAUGGACUUUGACUCUCUGUGAACGGACGCUCUCUGUCUGUGAACAGACCCUGACUGUCUGAACCCGACGCUGACUGUCUGUGAACGUAGCCUGACUGUGAACACACCGUGACUGUCUGUCGACCGUCUGGACCGACAAGAGAACAACAGACGAACUCCAACAAAAACUACUACAAGUGCAACAGCACCAAUUCUCCCUCUAAAAAAAAGAAAACAUCGCAUCUGAUACACUAGGAAUGUCCUGCACUUAACUAAUUUUAUUCACCGAUACAGUCUACGAAUGUAAAUAUCGAGCCCAUUAUAAGGGGCUUUCAAGAACUGACCAGAAAUGUACAGAACUUCAGAACAAUUUCAUUUGUCUUUUAACUGGGUAAGUUUAUUUGUUUAUCUUUUUGUUUUCUUUUUUAUAUAUUGUGGUAUUGAAGGAUAAUGGGGAGAAGGAGUAGGUGGGGGGAGAGGGGGUGGGCUUGGAAAAGAAAAAUCAUAAAGCUAUUGUAGAUACUCUAGUGCAGAGCGGAUUUUCAGUAUUAAUUCUUGUUCUGUUUCUAAUUUAGUCAUAAUUUAAAACAAAAUCUGCCUGAAAGGCUAAAAAUUUGUCUGUGUUUUGUUAGUUUUACAUGUACAGAAUUUGUAAAGUUUAAAUAAGACUUGUAAAAGAAUUUUGUGGUAAACUGGGAACAUAAUGAUUAGCUUGGGUACGUUCAAAAAAAGAAGCCUUGUCUGGAUUCUAUAGACAUGUUCAUAUAAAGAGAAUAUUACAACUGUCAGUUGAGGACUAUAGAAUUGUAAAUGAUUUUUUUUUUUUUUUUUAAAUGGUAACUUUUCCACGUGAAGAUAUAGGCUAUAUUUUGUGAAAAUAUUGUGGCUGAACAAAAUUUUGCUGUCCUUUCAAUUACGUUCUAUUGCUGCACUAAGGUCAAUAAUGACUGGACUGCUGUUGAACAAUCUGAUGAUCUGUCGCUGUAGGGGAAAAGACAAAAAAAAAAAAAACCCUGCCACCUCAGCUGGCACCGAACGCUGUCUUGAGGUGUUUCGUGAUGUUAGCAUGUCGCAACGUGUACUAACGUCGCAACGUCGCGAGGACGCUGUGGUCUCCACCAACCGAAACUCUGCAACAAUAAGAGACUUUUUGCACAUGCACACCUGCAAAGACGAGGGGCUGGUUCAACAGAAGGUUUUCACAGAACAGCAAUAAUAGUGUCAUUACUCAAUUUGUAGGAAAUUUCAAACAGGGUAUUUUCUAUAAGCAGAGUUUGAACUACAAAAUAAAAUGCAAUACGUAUAUUACUAGAAAGCAAACAGAAAUAAUAUAUGCUUUAAAAUAUAUAUAUUGAAAGCAAUCAUUCUACUACUGGAUUUGAAUUUGCAUCUAUUGUAAUUCUUUCCUCAAGUUAAAGGGCCGACUGAUUUUACGAUUUUUUUAAAGGGUUAACAAAUCCGUUAGAUUUGUCAGAGGCAUUUUAAAAUGUGUCUCUGCAUCCUUAACAAUUCUACCACUGGGAGAAGUUCUCAUAAAGGCAUGAUUGACAGGACGGUGGAACAAAAAUAGCUGUGACACACAGGCAACCUACUGAUCAUUGCAAUCAUGGAGAAUUCAAUCUCUUCUCUCAUUGUCUCUCCGGAUUUAAAAAAAAAAAAAAAAAUCGAAUAAUUUUAUGAGCAAAUUGUACUCUGAUACAUUGUCGAAGCAUAAUAUUUUGUGGUACGUGCAUCUCUUUGGUUACCUUGGAAACAUAGCUUGGCUAUUGGAAGGUUUGUGCUGCCAAGGCACUCACAAGCACUUGAAAACGUCAUGCUUCAUUUUGUGAUGAAAUGGCAUGGAUCUCUGUCAGAUACACUGCUGCUUGUUUUCCGUAGUUCAUGAGAGGAGUUUAGAAGAAAAGCUAAAAUUUUUUUGCUUCUCUACUUGCAAUUUUGCUUCAAGUUUGGCAUUUGAUAACCAUUCCUGUAGCACCGCUCACUGUGCAAGAAUUCUGCAUUUGUGUUCAUAAAAUCUUUCCGAUUGCUAUCAGCUGGCUCUUUCUUUAUAGAGCCCUUCCUGUUUCCUCAUUGGUUUAAAAACACUUAAUUGACGGAAACACAGUUGUCUUGGUACCGAGCUAUUCUGGAACACAGCACAAUUGAUUCAUUCUACAUUCCACAAAAACAAUGGCAGUUUACAGUUGCAAUACUUCAAUCAAAUUUUAAUAGUAAACUGUGCUAGACAAUCACUUAGAGUGUUUUUAUUUAUUUGUUAGUAAGUCAAUAUUUAUCUGAAAUUCUCAAGACUGUCUCUCCUUUUUGUAUAACUGUAAUUAAAAUUGUUUGGCCACUACAAAUAACUGAUUUUGGUUAGUAUAGGUUCUAUUUAUUUUUGAAUACUCUCAGGGGCACAACUUGGUUAGUAAAAACACACUUUUCCCUCAUUGUAUACUUCAAAAAGACAAUUAUAGCUUGAAGGCUAAGUUUGAGGGUGGGGACACUAGCAUUAGUUAUUUUGAGAGCAUACACAGCUAACUCAACUGGGUUCACUGUUUAAAAUACUUGGUUUCACCACUAGAUGGGGGCAUUACUAAGUUAAUUUCUUGUCUCCACAUUAGUAAAAUUUCUACCUGAUCAUUGGCUGCACCUUACUACACGGUCGGUUUUGGUAAUCAGCAAUUAACUGAGGAGUUGCUUUUUCUUAUUAAGAACUGGGGACACGUGAUUGGUCUAUUUGCUGGGCCCUGUUAGACAAAUCCUCUGAUCUGCAUUGGGUGUCUUAGAGAUCAGAGGAGGGCUUCUGUGUGGACGCAAUAUCACAAUCUUACCAUGGCUUUGCUGUAAAGUAAAUUAAAGCACAAAAUGACCCGUGUUACUUUAACUCCAACAGAGUUUAUACAGGCCUCAAAUGUACUCUUAUCAGAGAAAAUAUUUUAUUCCGUGACGGAUUUAACUGGACAUGUUGCUGUGCAUGUGGGCCUUUUAUUAAUUGGACAGAAUAUAAUAUAGUUUAUAAUAAAAAUAUAUUGAAAGCACUUAAAAAGGGAGUAGAGGGUAA
Anguilla anguilla (European eel) is the source of this 5032-nucleotide messenger RNA. RefSeq names its product RAR-related orphan receptor B (gene rorb). Gene Ontology annotation, molecular function: RNA polymerase II cis-regulatory region sequence-specific DNA binding; zinc ion binding; nuclear receptor activity. The record is from RefSeq and is a predicted model, not a curated record. Gene Ontology annotation, cellular component: nucleus. Gene Ontology annotation, biological process: regulation of transcription by RNA polymerase II. The transcript is spliced from 10 exons. The coding region runs from base 423 to 1811 and encodes 462 amino acids. Lineage: Eukaryota; Metazoa; Chordata; Actinopteri; Anguilliformes; Anguillidae.